Molecule: messenger RNA, 837 nt
Organism: Drepanopeziza brunnea f. sp. 'multigermtubi' MB_m1
Lineage: Eukaryota; Fungi; Ascomycota; Leotiomycetes; Helotiales; Drepanopezizaceae
Biological process (GO): L-cystine transport
Cellular component (GO): fungal-type vacuole; vacuolar membrane
Molecular function (GO): L-cystine transmembrane transporter activity
Source: RefSeq, a predicted model, not a curated record
AUGGCAGCCUCAUUCCUUUCCAUCGUCUCCUACCUAUUUGGCUGGAUUUAUACGCUCUGCUGGUCGCUCUCCUUCUACCCUCAGCCUAUCCUCAACUUCCGCCGACGUUCCACGACAGGCACAACGGUCGACUUUCCCACCAUCAACGUGCUGGGCUUCAUUGCCUACCUCGUAUCCAACGCCGCAUUCCUGUAUUCGCCGAGGAUUCGGCAAGAAUAUGCUCUGCGAAAUCACGGGCUGACACCGACGGUUCAGUUCAAUGAUUUGACGUUCGCAGCGCAUGCCGUAGUCUUGAGCACCAUUACACUAUCACAAUUCGUUCCCGGACUUUGGGGAUUUGACAAGCGGGCAAAGAGACGACCGGGCUCGAGACCGAGUAAGCCGAUUCUGGGCAUAUGCUUUGGGAGCUUGACCGGCGUUGCAAUAGUGGCAUGUCUCGUUGGCUCAAGACAUGAAGAGGAUGUGAUUAAGGGAUGGGCGUGGAUUGAUGUGAUCUAUGCCGUCUCCUACGUCAAACUCGUCAUCACCCUCGUCAAAUACAUGCCCCAGGUCCUCACGAAUAGGAAUAACAAGAGCACAAAGGGCUGGUCCAUUGCACAAAUCCUACUCGAUUUUGCUGGAGGCAUUCUAUCGAUUCUGCAACUAGGCAUCGACAGCUACCUACAGGGCGACUGGUCUGGAAUAACGGGUAAUCCAGUAAAGCUGGCACUCGGAAACAUCAGUGUGUUCUUCGAUAUCAUAUUCAUCAUACAGCAUUAUUUUCUGUACCGAAAGCCGGGAAAGAGCUUGGAAGAUGGAGAGGCCGACCCUUUAUUGGAUGGUCGAAGCGAGGACUGA